UCGAGGACAUUAUCGAGCAUCACCACGAGAUUCAUUUUCUUUGAGCCCCCACCAUAAAUCCCUCUCUCUGCCUCCCUUCUUCUGGGAUUUCGUCAUACAAGAGACGAAGCAGAAGAUAAAAAGCAUGAGCGAGACAGAGAUGAAGGUAGACCCUGUAAGAGCGAAGGCGCUCGUCUCACAGCUGCAGGAGGUGCAGCAGCGCAUCAGCGCCGUCGCAAAGGGCAGACCUGUCCGCCUCGUGGCAGUAUCCAAGCUCAAACCAGCCAACGACAUCCUGGCCCUACACACCGCCCCAGCAAACCACACCCACUUUGGCGAGAACUACGCCCAGGAGCUCACCCAAAAGGCGGCCCUCCUCCCGCCCUCGGUGCGGUGGCACUUCAUCGGCGGCCUGCAGUCGACACACUGCAAGACCCUCGCCAAGAUCCCCAAUCUCUUCGCCGUGUCGUCCAUCGACAGCGUCAAGAAGGCCUCGCUGCUCAACAAGGCGCGGGGCGACUACCUGGCGGCCGGCACACAGCAGCAGCCAGAGGGUGAGAACGGCAUCAUCAAUGUCCACGUCCAGGUCAACACCAGCGGCGAGGAGUCCAAAUCCGGCUGUAGCCCCGGCCCCGACGCCGUGGCCCUGUGCCGGUACGUCCUGAACGAGUGUCCCCACCUCCGCCUGCUCGGCCUCAUGACCAUCGGCGCCAUCGCGCGGAGCAUGGCCACGACGACGCAGGAGGGUGUGGAGAAUGAGGACUUUGUGGCGCUGCGGGACCAGCGGGACCUGGUGGCGGCCGAGCUGGGGGAUCUGCUGCCCAGCGGGCGGGAGCUGGAGCUGAGCAUGGGCAUGAGCGAGGACUUUGAGGGGGCCAUCGGGAUGGGAAGCUCCGAGGUCAGGGUGGGCAGUACCAUAUUUGGGGUGAGGCCGGCUAAGGCGGAUGCGAAGCUUGUUGAGUAG
Molecule: messenger RNA, 943 nt
Organism: Cryphonectria parasitica EP155
Lineage: Eukaryota; Fungi; Ascomycota; Sordariomycetes; Diaporthales; Cryphonectriaceae
Exons: 2
Coding region: 125-943 (272 amino acids)
Cellular component (GO): intracellular anatomical structure
Molecular function (GO): pyridoxal phosphate binding
Source: RefSeq, a predicted model, not a curated record